AUGGCUGUCGUCGCAUCUCUAGAUAUGGAGAAGGUCCAGUAUCCCGCCGUCCAAGAACUCGAUGCCAAAGCACAUGCAGCAGCAAAACGGCCCACGGCUCCCGACCAGUUUGACGAGAGCUACCGGACAGCGCGACUGGAGAUAUGGGCUUAUUAUGCUUACUACAUAGGAAAUAAUGGCCUGUCCCUGUUCAAUUUCGCACCUACAGCGUUCCAGAAUCUGCUGUCGCAAGCGACCGACGAGAAUGGACAGUUAUUUUUCGCCGGCAGAUUGCGCUCUAUUGAAAGCAUCGUCCUUCUCUGCAACGGCAUCUCUUUUGCCAUCCAGGUUCUCGUCUUUCUAGUCAUCGGCAGCUUCGCAGACUUCGGCACCUGGAGACCAAAUAUCCUCAUCGGUCUAUCAAUUGUCGCGUACGCAAUUGGCUUUGGCUGGCUAGGUGUCCAUGAUGCAGAGAAAUGGCAUGUCGCAGUGGGGUUAUAUAUUGUCGGCUUGAUCGCCUACCAGACAACCCUAACAUUCUGGACAGCUGCAUUCCCGGGCCUUGCACGUAAUACAGUCGAAAUGAAAUCCAAGGCGGACGAGUAUCAAUCCGGUUCUAUAUCUCGUGAUGAGUAUGAUUUCGCGGAUACAAUGAAGCGCAGUCAACUGGCGAACAUGGCGUUCUACGUACAAUCUGUGGGUGAGAUCUUUAUCCUUGCAGUUAUUGUGGGGAUUAUGUUUGGGUUGAGAGUUGAUGAUAGCCAAGCAAAUAAUAACUGGGGACUGAGUGUGCUGAUUGCGUUUGCGAGUGGUGUUUGGCUGCUUGUUUCGCUGCCUUGGUUUGUCCUUGAGAAAAGACGACCGGGACAAGGUACUGGGGGGCGGAGCAUAGUUGUUGCUGGCCUCAAGCAGAUCUAUGUAGCUACAAGGCAAAUAUGGAGGUUGAAGCAGAGCCUGCUUUAUCUUGUUGGAUACUUCCUACUCGGGGACUCUCUUAACACCACCGUGACAGUGAUAUCAACACUCCAAAACAACAUCGUUGCUUACAACACCCUUCAGCUCGCAUACCUUCUGAUCGUCGGUAUUACAGCACAGGCGCUCGGCAUAUACGCCUUCUGGCGUAUCCAGACCCGUUUCAACCUUUCCCCCUUAACGCUCUUCCACCUCAUUGUAGCAGCCAUAAUAGUUCUCGACAUCUGGGGCAUGAUUGGCAUCUUCACUAACCGAUUCGGCUUCCAUAACACUUGGGAGGUCUGGGCAUAUCAAGCAUACUACGGCCUCCUUGUGUGUCCCUGGUACAGCUAUUCUCAGAUUAUGAUUUCGGAAGUGACACCGCGCGGACAUGAGUUCUUAUUUUUCUCCCUCUUUAGCAUUGUUGGAAAGACGAGCAGUUUCAUUGGGCCCUUGGUAUCAAGUGCAAUUAUCGAUGCGAGCGAGAGUGGGAAUGCGGGUUUGCCGUUUUACUUCCUGGUGGGCAUUAGCGUGCUCGCGGCGGGGGUCCUGGGCGUUUGGUUGGAUAUAGGGAAGAGUAGAAAGGAGCAGGAGGCUUUCUUGGAGGAGAAGAAAUUGAGAGAAUGA
Messenger RNA from Aspergillus nidulans FGSC A4, 1557 nucleotides. RefSeq names its product MFS transporter. Gene Ontology annotation, biological process: L-alpha-amino acid transmembrane transport. Lineage: Eukaryota; Fungi; Ascomycota; Eurotiomycetes; Eurotiales; Aspergillaceae. The record is from RefSeq and is a predicted model, not a curated record. Bases 1 to 1557 code for a protein of 518 amino acids. The transcript has 5 exons. Gene Ontology annotation, cellular component: vacuolar membrane.